Molecule: messenger RNA, 1239 nt
Organism: Aspergillus homomorphus CBS 101889
Lineage: Eukaryota; Fungi; Ascomycota; Eurotiomycetes; Eurotiales; Aspergillaceae
Product: protein kinase RIO2
Exons: 3
Coding region: 1-1239 (412 amino acids)
Biological process (GO): protein phosphorylation; maturation of SSU-rRNA
Cellular component (GO): cytosol; preribosome, small subunit precursor; nucleus
Molecular function (GO): protein serine/threonine kinase activity; ATP binding
Source: RefSeq, a predicted model, not a curated record
AUGAAGCUCGACCCCAAAUCGAUUCGGUACCUCACGGUGGAGGACUUUCGCGUUCUCUCGGCGGUUGAACAAGGUAGUCGCAACCAUGAGAUCGUGCCGACGCCUUUGAUUGCGCAGAUCUCCCGGCUGCGCGGGGGUAGCGGCGUGCAGCGGUCGAUUUCGAACCUGGCGAAGACGAAUCUGAUCGCUAAGGUGAAGAAUGCUAAGUAUGACGGCUACCGCCUCACCUACGGCGGCCUGGACUACCUGGCGCUGCACGCACACCAGAAACAGAAGGUGAUCUACUCGGUCGGCAAUCAGAUCGGCGUCGGCAAGGAAUCGGACAUCAACGUGGUGGCCAACCACGAGAAGCAGCAGUGCAUCCUGAAAAUCCACCGGCUGGGCCGCAUCUCGUUCCGCACCGUCAAGACCAACCGCGACUACCUGCGCCACCGCACCUCGGCCUCGUGGAUGUACAUGUCGCGGCUGGCGGCCAUGAAGGAAUUCGCCUUCAUGAAGGCUCUCCGUGAGAACGGCUUCUCCGUCCCCGAGCCCAUCGCCCAGAACCGCCAUACCAUCGUCAUGAGUCUGAUCGAUGCGUUUCCCUUGCGCCAGAUCUCCCGGGUGGCGGAUCCUGCCGGUCUGUAUGCCGAGUUGAUGGAGAUGAUCGUGCGGUUUGCGCGGUUUGGGUUGAUUCAUGGUGAUUUUAAUGAGUUUAAUAUUUUGGUGAAGGAGGUUGUUGAGGGGGAGAGCGAGGGGAAGGGGAAGGGGCGUGAGGGUGACGAAGAGGACGAAGAGAAUAUCACGCUGGUGCCGGUCGUCAUUGAUUUCCCUCAGAUGGUCUCGAUCGACCACCCCAAUGCCGAGAUGUACUUCGAUCGCGAUGUUAACUGCAUCAAGCGGUAUUUCUCGCGCAAGUUUCACUUCGUCAGUGAUGUGCCGGGCCCGUUCUUCGCCGACGCGAAGAAGCAGAUGAUGCUCAAUCCCGGGAAGCGGUUGGAUGUUGAGGUCGAGGCGUCUGGGUUCUCGCGGAAGAUGGCCCGUGAGCUGGAGAGUUAUAUGCAGGAGGUGGGGGCGACGGGCGAUGGUGGUAGUGAUCGGGAGGAUGGCGAUGAGGAUGGGGAGGAUGAGGAGGAAGAAGAAGAGGAGGAGGAGGAGGAGAAGGAGGAGGAGAAGGAGGAUCGGGAGUCACAGUCGGAUGAGAUUGAUGAGAGUUCUCGACGGCUGGGCAACAUGAAGGUGUCGGAGGGAGGACAGUAG